UUGUAGAUGGUGAAAUGAACUACUGACGUUGUAGCCUACUUGUGGAAUUGGGCAAUCGGACAUUGGAACUAUUUACAGAGUGGGUAAUUGGAAUAAGCAAUUUUUAUUUAAAAAAUUUGGCAUGGCACAAUGACGAAAUACAAACGUGUGCAGUUCCGAAAAAUAAUAUAAAAAUAUCACUUUGACGUUACAUAUCUAAUCAUUACUACCAACAUAUCACUUUUAACAAAAAAUGCACUAGAUUGCAUCAAGUGCCUUGUCCAAACUGAUUAACAAGCUCUUGCGGACGGAAGACCCCCUUUUCGGUGAUAAUCCCAGCGAUGAGUGAGGCCGGAGUCACGUCAAAAGCGGGAUUCCAGCACGAAAUCCCUAAAAAAAACCUUUAUCACUAGAAAAAAAAAAAGACAGUUGGCAACCUUUGGCGGCAAUCCUGUGCUCCCCCACAUGUGUCAUUUCAUGAUCGGGCCGUUCCUCGAUAACAAUAUGGUCCCCACUCACGAUUUUCAUAUCAAUUGACGUAAACGGGGCUGCGACGUAGAAGGGCACACCGUGGAAUUUGGCCAAAACGGCGAUUUGGUUAGGUCAGCUAUUUCUAUUAAUAAAAACAAUGGUCUAGUCACGUUUCGCACCAGAGCCUGCUGCGACUAUGGCCCUCCUCGGCGCCCAAUUGGUCAUAACCCUCGUUAUGAUCAGUGUGAUCCAGAAAUUGGGCCCACAUUUCUCCUUCGCGAGGUGGCUUUUGUGCUCCACGGGUCUGGUCCGCUACUUGUACCCCACUGACGCCGAGCUGAGACACCUGGCGAGCAUCCCGAGGGGUAAGAAGGGCCCCAAGCAGAGCAAUGGCAAAGCUGAGACUUUUCAUGUGCCGAGGAGUCUCGACGUGUCUUUGGAGACAGCCAAAGUGACAAGACUGGAUGUUAUCCAUUUGAGAUAUUACUCAGAGUAUCAAUGGCUGCUUGAUUUUACUGUCUAUGCUGUUAUUGUUUAUGUUGUGACGGAGGUGUACCAGACGUGGUUUCCGCUCAAGGAUGAGGUCAAUUUGAGCAUGAUGUGGUGUGGGUUGGUGCUCCUGUUCUCAAUAAAACUCCUCUUAUCUCUCACAGUUCAGUAUUUCAAAGGCGAAGAAUCAGUCGGUGAACGCUCGACAUGCAUUGUCAUGGGAUUCACCUAUUUAUUAAUCUCAAUGAUGGUCUUAAUCGUCGACGAAAAUACUCUCGAAUUGGGUUUGGAAGACGCUUAUAACAGUUUUAAUAAAAGUGCGUCGGUUUUUUUGAGCAAACAAGGCUUAAAUUCGUCAGGUCCAGCGUCCAAAAUCGUGCUGAAAUUUUUCAUAGCGUUGUGGUGCGGCAUUCUGGGGGCUUUGUUCACCUUUCCGGGGUUGAGGAUAGCGAAAAUGCACUGGGAUUUACUCAAAUAUUUCAGAGAGAGGAAACUGAUUCAAAUCAUGUUAAAUGUCAGUUUUGCUCUACCGUUUGUUUUGGUGAUUUUUUGGAUAAAACCGGUGGCUAGGACUUAUAUCACUGUUCGAAUUUUUUCAGGAAUGACCCAACCUCUAUUAACAACACACGCAUUUGAGACACUCCGUAUUGUGGCCAUAGUUUUAACAGUUUUCGUCAAGUUGGUACUAAUGCCGUGGUAUUUACAAGCCUACUUAGACAUGGCAUACAAUCGGACCCAAGAACAAAAGAAGGAGGCGGGCCGAAUCACAAAUAUUGAAUUUCAAAAAAAAAUCGCUGCCGUUUUUUACUACUUGUGUGUGGUAACCCUGCAAUAUAUCACUCCCAUAAUCAUGUGCCUGAUUCUCUCCUUCAUGUACAAAACUCUAGGGGAAUUUAGUUGGGGUGCUUUGUUCAAGGAACCAGUUAAUGAAUGCCCCGUGGUAAACCCCCCAAAAACGAUAGACCCGUUCGAGACAAGUUCACGUGACUCGAUCGCCCAAUCAGCGGCCGAGUUUCAUGCAACUUUCGAAAAUCUGAAAUCGGUGUUUUCCGCUGAAGUUUUUCGGGGAAUUUUCGGAUUUUCCACUUGGUGGUGUUGUUUUGUCUAUUUUGCAACCACGUCGGUGGGGCUUGUCUACCAGACGUACUUUUCAACGAUCUGAUUGGUUGGUGAAUAAAAGGUGGGGCUAAAA
Molecule: messenger RNA, 2131 nt
Organism: Tribolium madens (black flour beetle)
Lineage: Eukaryota; Metazoa; Arthropoda; Insecta; Coleoptera; Tenebrionidae
Gene: emei
Product: transmembrane protein 161B
Exons: 9
Coding region: 647-2101 (484 amino acids)
Source: RefSeq, a predicted model, not a curated record